CUAUGGAAAUGUUGGGUAAACAGGAAGCGGUGUGCCUGUAGUUUUCAAUCUGUACCAAACAAACUGUUAUAAACUUAAAAACAAUUGGUGUGAAAUAUGGCACUCACGGUGAUUUCCGCGAAAUACCCUCCACACAUUGAUCCAACAAAGACACCUCUUGCAUAUGGGGAUAGGGCUUUACCAAGACUUAAUAGAGAACUGAAUGAUGAAAACCUGAUGACACGUCAGAGGGCUGUUAUGUCCCUUUGUGAUCACUUACAUGACCCAGAACAUAUUGCAGAAGCAUUGAAAGUUGGUAUAGCAGAGAGUUUGAAGAAAUUGCUAUCAGAUGCUGAUACAACAGUCAGACAAAAAUCUACAGAGUGCUUGUUUGUUAUAGGAUGUCAUGCUAUUGGACGAGAUGCAUUUCUUGAACACAAUAUCAUUCCACCAGUGUCUAAACUGUUUGAUGAUAAAGUUGACAUUGCAAGGAAAAAUGCUCAUAAAGCAAUAGAAAUGAUCUCAGAAACACCAUUAGGUGCUGAGGGUAUUGUGACAGCAGAUCUGAUAGGAACUUUAGUCAUGAAAUUGAAAAGUGAAGUGGAUGAAAUUAAGACACUUAUACUAGAUACAUUUACAUUUUUUUGUAUGCGUGUGGACACAGAGAGCCUGAGAGUGGAUGCAAUGAAGUAUUUACUUUCACUUCUUCCACACAAAGAUCCUGUCAUCAGAGCACGGGCUGCACGAGAUGUCAUGGACCUCAGUGCACCAUUAGAUGGCAAGAACAAAGCUGUAGAAGUGAAUGCAGUGCCGGCACUGGUUGGUCUACUUGAAGACAAGUCACCUGAUGUUAAAGCUAAUGCAGCAGGUGCUCUCAUGAUAAUCACAAUUACAACAAAGGGAAAGUACACAGCAUUAGAAGCGAAAGCAAUACCACCACUUGUCUCCCUUGUUGAUGAUGCUACCCGUGAAGGUCGAGCCAAAUGCCCACUAAAGGCUUUGACAUGCUUGUCAGAGGCUCCAGAAGGCAGAAGAACAUUGCUGGAGCAUGUUGACAAGGUACAAGAGAAAACUUUGUAUGUUGUUUAA
Molecule: messenger RNA, 1068 nt
Organism: Mercenaria mercenaria
Lineage: Eukaryota; Metazoa; Mollusca; Bivalvia; Venerida; Veneridae
Product: radial spoke head 14 homolog
Molecular function (GO): protein binding
Source: RefSeq, a predicted model, not a curated record